CGCGGCACGGAUACAAGUGAUGUUUUCCUGCAGAACGGCGUGGCAGAGGUGCGGGCCCGUGGCGCGGAGGGCUGCCUACAGCUUACCCCGACCCGGUGUCCAGCACAGGUCCAUGUCCUCUCUGCCUAGCGGAGGCUCAGGCGAAAACAUAGUCUACGCUCUGCUUUGUGGAGGGGCCUUUGUGGGAGCCGUGUCCUAUGCCUACAACACUGUGUCCUCGGACAGCGCCCGCUUCAAUGACCGCAUCACCGAGAUGGCCUCCCGCCCCAAGACUGAGUGGAAGCCCCGUGCCUGGCCCCCCAAGAGUGGAGAUGAAGAAGGUGAGUCACAUGACCGCGACUGCUCUCAGACCUGCCUGUGCCUACCCCUGUGGGAAGAGGAGGCGGCUGCUGAGGAAGAGGCUCCUGAAGAAGCUGAAGAUGUAGCUGCAGUGGAGGAGAAGCCAGCAGCAGAAGUAGUGGAGGAGGAGUCAGCAGUAGAGGCAGUGGAGGCAGUGGUGGAAGCUCCUGCAGUGAGAGCUGUAGAGGAGCUGGCGGUGGAGGUAGUCGCAGAGGCGGCUGAGGUAGUCAUAGAGGUGGCGCAGGAAGUGGAAACUGUGGCACAGGAAGUGGAGGCGGCGGCGCAGGAAGUAGAGACUGUGGCGGAGGAAAUAGCCAAAGUGGCUGCGGCCAUGGAGGAGGCAGCGGAGUCUGUGGAGAAGGUGGCCGAGAUGGCAGCAGUCACUGACGAACCUGAAGUGAACGUGGUGCUGGCAGCAGCCUCUACCAUGGAGGGGACCAAAUUACAUGAGGUACAAGAGGCCCUUACACUUCCCCCCGAGGUUCUACCCAAGCAAAGUCAAGAGGCCCCAGCUGCAGAAGAACCUGCCACUGUGCUGGAAGAAGCAUCAGCUGCAGUAGAACUUGCCCCUGUGGCAGAGGAAGCACCAAUAGAACCUGCUGCAGAAGGGUCCCCAACUCCAGUAGAACCUGUUGCUGCAGUGGAAGAGGCACAAGUUGAACCGGCUCCUGCAGUGGAAGAGACACCAAUGGAACCUGUUACUCCAGUGGAGGAGACUAUACUAGAACCUGUUGCUGCAGUGGAGGAGGCAUCAAUAAAACCUGCUCCUGCAGUGGAGGAGGCACCAGUAGAACCUGCUCCUGCAGCGGAGGAGGCACCAGUAGAGCCUGCUCCUGCAGCGGAGGAGGCACCAGUAGAGCCUGCUCCUGCAGCGGAGGAGGCACCAGCAGAGCCUGCUCCUGCAGCGGAGGAGGCACCAGCAGAGCCUGCUCCUGCAGCGGAGGAGGCACCAGCAGAGCCUGCUCCUGCAGCGGAGGAGGCCCCAGCAGAGCCUGCUCCUGCAGCGGAGGAGGCCCCAGCAGAGCCUGCUCCUGCAGCGGAGGAGGCCCCAGCAGAGCCUGCUCCUGCAGCGGAGGAGGCCCCAGCAGAGCCUGCUCCUGCAGCGGAGGAGGCCCCAGCAGAGCCUGCUCCUGCAGCGGAGGAGGCCCCAGCAGAGCCUGCUCCUGCAGCGGAGGAGGCCCCAGCAGAGCCUGCUCCUGCAGCGGAGGAGGCCCCAUCAGCUGUAGAACCUCUUGCUGUCCUGGAGGCACCAGUAGAACCUGCCCCAGUGGUGGAGGAGGCCCCAGCUGCAGUUGAACCUGCCCCAGUGGUGGAGGAGGCCCCAGCUGCAGUUGAACCUGUCCCAGUGGUGGAGGAGGCCCCAGCUGCAGUAGAAUCUGCCCCAGUGGUGGGGGAGGCACCAGCUGCAGUGGAACCUGCCUCUGUUGUAGAAAUUGUGAAUGUACCAGUGCAAAUGCCUAAGGACACUGUAGCAGCUGCCAAUAGAGAGUACUUUGUUGUAGUUCUUGAAGGAGCACCCAAAUCAGAACACAGGCCGAAGGUGCUCGGUGUGGGUCCAAUGACCGGAAGAAUAAUCCCAGCUCCAGAUGAUGAUGAUGAUGACUCUUCCUCCCAGGAAAAGCGGCGCCUUCUUAGGAUGCAAAUGCAGUAGUUCUACUCAAGUAAUCAUAUCCUGAAGGACUGGCUCUGCUGCUGUGCCUUCACAAACUCCAGCAUGGACCACAGACACAUCACUAUGGAUAACUCUACACCUUCCUACAGUUUACCAGCCUGCUUUCUACUGUUACACAUGGGACACUUUUAUACUUCUUUUAGACCUAGGCACAUUAGUCUAACUCGUGGUGAAUAAAUUUGCUUUCAUGGGAUUUCCAAAAUAAGCAUUUUCUACACACUCCUCAGGAUUAAAGUCAAUACCUCUACUGUAGUACUAUAAAUACUUGUUUGGGGUAUCCACUGGAUCACCACAAUGUCAAAGA
Messenger RNA from Periophthalmus magnuspinnatus, 2315 nucleotides. RefSeq names its product mitochondria localized glutamic acid rich protein a (gene mgarpa). Gene Ontology annotation, biological process: anterograde axonal transport. The record is from RefSeq and is a predicted model, not a curated record. The transcript has 9 exons. Gene Ontology annotation, cellular component: mitochondrion. Bases 20 to 1990 code for a protein of 656 amino acids. NCBI's taxonomy places the organism in Eukaryota, Metazoa, Chordata, Actinopteri, Gobiiformes, Gobiidae.